Messenger RNA from Ilex paraguariensis (yerba mate), 2038 nucleotides. The record is from the annotation of a GenBank genome assembly. NCBI's taxonomy places the organism in Eukaryota, Viridiplantae, Streptophyta, Magnoliopsida, Aquifoliales, Aquifoliaceae.
UCAGAAAGAGCAAUUGUUGUGGGUCUGUUCCGAAGAAUGCAGUCUCCAUGUAUAAACGCCUGCAAAUUCUCCAAAACCUCAUCGUACCAACAUCAAUUCCUUCGGUUCUACGCUCACCCUCACUCUCUCUCCUCCGCAUCCUCGUCAUCUCUCACCUCCGUCUCAUCAAUCCGUAGACCCAAUUCAUAUCCAUGCGUUUCGUGUAGUUUCAGCAGUAGACCCAGUAAUCGAGGGAAGUCCAGGGAGAGAAACGGAGGGAAUAGUGGAGAGAGAGUGAAAGCGAAGGGGAAGGACAAUGUAUGGAGUGUUGAUAAUGAGAGGGCGAAAGUGGUAGAGAAGGAGAGGGAGAGAGGUGGUCGGAGGAGGAAGAGAGAAGGGAAGAGAGUGAGGAGGGUGGUGAAGAAGAGUGGAGGUGAUAGGGUUAUGGUCUCUGGUGUUAUGCUCAUGGAGGUCGAGACUGUUCUACAAACUCAGGAACCUGUAAUUCUACCAGCAUGGAACACAUUUGCCAGUAGUGUCAGUGGGAUAUGGAAGGGAGUGGGAGCUGUAUUUUCACCGAUCACUGCCGAAAUGGAGCCAAUUGAAGUUGGAAACAGGAAUGAGAAUCUAUUUGACUGUUAUACUUUUUCCCGCAUUGAGGUGGUGCCAUCCCCUUCCAGAGAGCAGAAAUCUCAAAUUCAAAGGAAAAUCAAUUGGGUGACAUUGAAUCCUUAUGGUGAAAGUAAGCAACUAACUGGAGGUGGCAGUAAAAAUGGAGAGAAGUCUAUACUUGGAGAUGCAUCUUUGUUGACAAAGGAGGCAUCUGGUGGAGGUCUGACAAAUCAUGUUUUGCCGAAAUUUGAGUCUUUUGACUAUGGAAGAAGUGAUGUGAUGGAAGAAGAUCACAUGGACUUGGAAUCUGGUCUUGUUUUCUUCGAGGAUGGAUCUUAUUCAAGAGGUCCAGCUGAUAUUCCUGUUGGCGAAGUUGAGGAGUCUAAAUACUACCUUUCCCCGACUAUUAAGUUUGAGCAAUGUUUGGUUAAAGGCUGCCACAAAAGACUGCGUAUUGUGCAUACUAUAGAAUUCAGUAAUGGGGGUUCAGAUAUUCAGAUAAUGAGGGUUGCUGUUUAUGAAGAACAAUGGGUCAGUCCUGCUAAUCUCCCCGAAGAAAGGCUAUGGUUUCCAUGUAACCACGGACCGAAGGGUAACAUACUAUUACGAGUGAAAAUUGACUUGGAGUUGGACUCAAAGCCAUUUUCUCAGAGGAAAAGAGUUCAGCCAUCAGAACUGACUGGGUCCUGGAAAGUGUUUGAGGUUAGUGCCACACCCAUCUACAGUGAGGACAUUUUAACAGAAGAAAGCAACAGUCUCCCUUACGUUUACCUCUGUACGGAAACCUUAAAGAAGAGAAGCUUGCCUGAAAACCCAGUUUACUUUGGAGAGGAGGAGAUGCUAGACAUGCAAAAUGUCACUGUCCUUUGGCUGCCAGGAGGUGUCACGGGCUAUGUGGACGUGAACAAGGAUGGUGUCCUCUGUAUUGGAGUCGGCUGGUACUCGGACGAGGGAAUAAACCUUGUUAUGGAAAGGGAUUAUGGGGUAGAUGGGAAACUCAAGGAGGUUCGAUGGAAAACCGAAGUAAAGAGAAGGUGGUCUCAUCCAUCAACUGUGUAAGACUGUAAGUUCUUUUAGCAAGCUUUUCUGUUUGAUGAUAAUAGUGAUAGACAAGGGGAUACAGCUCUAAUGAAGUUUCAUAAUUGAAGUCCUAUACUUGGUGAAAGCUUUGAAGUCAAUUAGGGCAUAUUUGGUUUUGGUAUUAGGGGUGAGAUAGAUGAAAUUUGUCUGAGGUAACUUAAUACUAUGUUUGGAUCAUUUUAUAGGCUAUGAUCUUGUAACAUGAGUUAAUAUCAGCCCAUGCUAGUGUGUCAAAUUACACCACAUACGUGGUAACGGUAGUUUCCAAUCCGGAUACAGGAUUGGUAUUCGGACAAUAGAUAAACCUUAUCCUAACCUUGAACCAAACAGGGAAUAGAUGUACAGAUUAUUGUUGUUGAUAAUGGAU